This is a messenger RNA of Cavia porcellus (domestic guinea pig), 1291 nucleotides long. RefSeq names its product N-acetylglucosamine-1-phosphate transferase subunit gamma (gene Gnptg). NCBI's taxonomy places the organism in Eukaryota, Metazoa, Chordata, Mammalia, Rodentia, Caviidae. Gene Ontology annotation, cellular component: Golgi apparatus. The coding region runs from base 72 to 995 and encodes 307 amino acids. The transcript is spliced from 11 exons. The record is from RefSeq and is a predicted model, not a curated record.
CACUUCUGGUUUGCGUCGCUUGAGUGACGCCACUUCCUGCUCCCGGCUUCACGUGACCGCGCAGCGGCGCGAUGGCGGCGUGGCUUUCCAUGUUCCUGUUACAGCUCGGGCUUGCUGUGAAAGGGCCGACGCCAACCGGUGCUGCGAAGAUGAAGAUAGUGGAGGAGCCCAACGCGUUCGGGCUGAACAACCCGUUCCUGCCCCAAACCAAUCGCCUGCAGCCCAAAAGAGAUCCUUCGCCCUUGACAGGACCAGCACAUCUCUUCAGACUCUCUGGCAAGUGCUUCAGCUUGGUGGAGUCCAUGUACAAGUACGAGUUCUGCCCAUUCCACAAUGUGACCCAGCAUGAGCAGACCUUUCGCUGGAAUGCCUACAGUGGGGUCCUUGGCAUUUGGCAUGAAUGGGAGAUCGCCAACAAUACCUUCGUGGGUAUGUGGAUGAGGGAUGGCGACUCCUGCCGUGCCCGAAGCAGGCAGAGCAAGGUGGAGCUUACCUGUGGGAAGAACAACCGACUGGCCCAUGUGUCUGAGCCAAGCACCUGUGUCUAUGCACUGACAUUUGAGACUCCUCUUGUCUGCCAUCCCCACUCUUUAUUAGUAUAUCCAACCCUGCCGGAGGCCCUACAGCGGAGGUGGGAUCAGGUGGAGCAGGACCUUGCUGAUGAACUCAUCACUCUGCAGGGAUAUGAGAAGUUGCUGAGGGAGCUUUUUGAGGAUGCUGGCUAUUUAAAGGCUCCAAGAGAAAAUGAGCCUACACAGCAGGAAGGAACAGCUAGGGGUCUGGGGACUGAGACUCUGGAAAACUGCAACAAGGCACGUUCAGAGUUGACAGAGGAGAUACAAAGGCUCACCAGUCUGCUAAACCUGCAUGGCAUUCCCCACGAGAGGCCCACAGCAGAAACCUCCCACACUGAGCACUUAGCCCAGCAGUCCCCGACAGAUGUGACUUCAGAGCAGCUUCGAGGGGAUCCAGGACUUCGUGGGAACAUAUUAUGAUAGAGAGUAGACACAAAGAGUGAAGAAUGUCCAUCUAAACUUGAGUAGAAAACAGUACUCUGGACCUGCUGGGCCAGGUGGAGACACAGAGGGACUCUCUAUCUCUAGCCUGACUUUGUUAUACUUAAUAGAGACAAACAAAGAUUCAAAGUUUUAAUUAAUUCCCAUACUGAUAAAAAUAAUUCCAUGAAUUCUGUAAACCAUUGCAUAAAUGCUAUAGUGUAAAAAAAUUUAAACAAGUGUUAACAAUUUUAAACAAUUCACUACAAGUAAAUGAUUAUGUAUUUUAAAUAUGA